Molecule: messenger RNA, 6180 nt
Organism: Oikopleura dioica
Lineage: Eukaryota; Metazoa; Chordata; Appendicularia; Copelata; Oikopleuridae
Source: the annotation of a GenBank genome assembly
AUGGUCGAGAAUCUUUUGCUCCUUCCGGAUCAGCAGCUUACAUUGAAUUUAAAUUCAUGCAUAGAAUUUCUGCUUCUUCUCUGCGAAGACAACUCACGUGACGUUCGUCAAGGUUCCAGCGACGCGCUAAAUCAACUGACCCAAUUCCUUCCCGAAAAUAUUCUCCCUCGUUUCCGCUACAUUCUCUUCAAGGACCUACAGAAAACCGUCAAUCUUCCGUUGGAAAACUGGGAUGACAAGACACUCAAGCGAGUCAAGCAGCUUCUCAUGCGUUUCUCCAAUCUUUCCAGCUCGAUUAAACCGCAAAAAAGCAAGCCAUUCGCCCAGCACAUCGUUCCAAUUUUAAACCGACUGAUUUCGAGCAAAGAAGAAAGCGUCCAACAAGUCCUGUCAGAUGCGACAAUGAAUCUAGUUCGAUCCCUGGGUCAUGUCUUCACCGAAGCAGAUUUCAAAGAUCUGGAAACGACGCUCAUCGCGAAGAUCACUUCCAAGCCACUUAUUUCUCCGUCUAACCGAGAAUCUGCAGCGAAAUCGCUCGAAAUGCUCGUUCAUUACAACCCGGAAAUGCGAGACAUUCUUCCCGCCAUAAUUCUAGCGCUGAAGAAACUGCUAGAAUUUGAAGAAUCUUACGCUUCGAACUUUGAGUUGAUUCGAACCCUCGUGGACAUUUUGAAAGAAGAGCCCGCGUAUUCUACAGUUUUGAUUUCGCUCGAACUCGUCAAUUUACUCCUCAAAAACGCGAAAAAUUUGGAUCAAGAUGCGAUUGAAGAGCUCUGCAGCUAUCUCUUGCCCACUUUUCUCGUCAAAGAUGGAGAAUUAUUGCCUGACAAAGGUCUUUCGCGUGUUUCAAUCAAGUCUCUCAUCGUUUCUGCUUCAAAUUUCUGCGUUUCAAUGAGCCCCUCCAUUUCUUCGCUCCCUUCUAUGGCGAAAAUUCAAGAUCUUCUUUCGCACGAAGACCCGAAUCUUCAAGGCCACACUGUUCUCUUCCUUGCCAACUUGAUGAAAAAUGAGCACGAGGAAAAUGGAGUCAAAUCCAAAUUCGAGCAAAUUAUCAAUUUCAUUUCGACGACUUCUUCGAACCAAUCCUUGUCGAAAGCAAUUGAAGGAAUUCGAAAUCUCCUCCCUUUCUUUCUCCAGCAUCGGAAAGGAGAGCUUUACAUUUCUUCCGUGGAAAACAUUUUGAAACUGACAAAAACGGUAACUUACUGGUCAACGCAAAUCGAUCUCGUUUCCUGCCUCUCCGAAGUAGACUGGCGAUUCUUUCACGCCUUAUCGCCAGAAGCAGAUGUUUUCCUAUACGAAGAACGGGCCCUGGAAUACUUUCUUGCGUGUCUCUCUUCAAAAGACGAGCGGGUUCGAGAAGGAUGUCUCAAGUUCACCUUCGCGUUUAGCAAAAAUUGCUACGGGCCAAAAGCUAUUCACAAAGUCCACUCGCCAGAAAUCAACAGAUUAGAAUUGAUCACCGCCAAAUAUGUGAACCACUGCUUUGAGGAGUCCACUGAAGAACCCUUCGACCUGUCUACUGAAUGGUUCAUUUCAUUCAUGACUAACGAGUUGUUAAAAUCAGUCGAUGGACCUAGAAUUGCUUCUAUUUGUGGAGCAAUCUUCAUCUUGUUAAAGAAGUAUCCUUCGGCAAAAACUUGGGUUCGGAAAUUCGAUCAUCCUUCACCUCCACUCCUGUUCUUCGUUCUGCAAACCUGCGAAAUUUACAGCGAAAUCGUCGACUGGCAGUAUUUAGGAAGAAUGCUCAAGUUAGCGUCAAAACUGAUGGUUAAGUGGACCCAAACAUUGCAGCUAAAAGAGCCAGUUGUACCAGCAAUGGUCUUGGAUGGUCAAAAACGACUGGCGAAUUUGAUCGUUCGCUAUUUAAAAAUUUUACAUAUUGUUUUGAUUGAAGCAAAAAUCGAUGCACUAUUGAACCUUGAAUCGGAGAAAAGAACUUUACCGGUGGUAGAAGAUGAUCAGAAGGUCCGUGGCUCGAGUCCAAGCUUUGCCAGAAAGCUCCGCAACUCCAUUCCUUUCAAUAAUUCUCGCCCAAAAGAGCACGUCCCAAAGGCUACUUCGCCGGUUGUGGACUUGGAGAAAAACUCUGACGAGGUUCCCCAACAUGAGUUCUACAAAAAAGUCAAUCAAGCAUACCAAACUUCAAAAAUUCAAACAUCCAAGUCUUCAAAUCUAUCAGAUUUACUAUCAGGGGUUCUUGAGAGUUUGCAGAUUCUUCUGGAAAACAUCGAGUUUUCGGUCAUUUCCGAAUUCGCCGAGAUCAUCUUGACGUCUUUAACUGGGCUUCUUCAAUCAACCUAUGAUGAUUUGCCCUCGAAAUGCAUCUUCACUGCGACUUCCGUGCUUUCUGCCCUUUUCCAAGUCAAACAACCGCCCAAUGAAUCUCAGCUGCCAUCAUCGUACGAAGCUGAUUUGGUGGAGAAAUUAAGGGACACUCCGCUUUCCUUGAUAUCUCUUCGGCUCACGGAUGCUCAAGCAACAACACAGGCAGGUUCACACCUCUCUGAAAGCGAACUCAACCAUCAGAAAUCGUAUAAACAGAUGGUAGACGCGCGGCUCCAAGAAAUCAACUUCAACGCGAAAAAGGGAUCAUCAUCAGUUCAAGACUUUAUUCGAAUAUUCGAACCGAUCGUCAUCUGUGCUAUGCGAAGAUAUACAGUUUCUACUGAUGAGCGUAUUCAAAAAGCAGUCCUAAAACUUCUUACUAAUUUGAUGCAGCUUCGGGUGAAUUAUUCUUUGCUGGAUUCUGAAGGGAUCUUCGUGAAAAUCUUGCUGAAUCAAUUGAGCACCGCCGAAGCAAACCUGUGGCGAGAUGCAAAAAUGGUCAUUCCGAGCAUCUUUCUUUUCCUCGUUCUUCUAAGCGGGGAGAAAAAGGGAGGCGCAAAGACUUUUGUUACAAAGUCAGAAGUUAUCAAUCUAUGCAACAGUCUCAACGCAGCCGGGCUCAGUCCCGAAACACAUGCGAUUCCAGCGCUUUCUCCGAUUGUCGACGAUAUUUUCUCCCUUGAAACAGUCUCCGAGUCUGCGCAGAAAGAAGUGAUUCUUUCGAUGAUUCUGAACAUGUCCACUACUUGCUCAUCUUUUCCACUGUUGAUUCACAUUCUCAAGUACUAUCGGCUCACUGAUAUUAAUCUCUGGAGAAGUGUGAGUGCUAGAAUCGUCCACAAUUUUACUGGAAAUUUAUUUAUCGAAAAUUUCGUCCUGAAUUUGAAAUUUUCGGACAAAAAAGAGCUCGAGCUACUAAGAGUUGUUUUCGAGCACUGUACCGGAGGAGUGCUAGAAGCAAACGAAGACUCGUUCAAAGAUAUGUUAGACAAUGCCUUGAUUGCUUUGAAAAGGCAUAAAUCGUCGGCGAUCAGCAAGGUUUUAUUCGGGAUUCUUCAUCUAGUUAUUUCUCAAUCAAAUCUUCACGGGAUUCUUUCAAAAAUCAACAUGAAAAGCAUCUUCUCCGAGCUGCUGAAAUACUCUGAUGAAAGUUUAAAAUUCGAAACGCUUGUUCUUAUCCAGCAUAUUUCUCGUCAGCAGCUCGUCGCAGAAUCUCAACUCAUUCCAGAUUUGACUCUUGAAAGCACUUUUUGUCCUGCCAUCAGACUUCACAAUAAUUUCAUCGCAUCGGACUCAACUUACAAUAACACCGGUGCCAAACUUGCUAAAAUCUUCAACUCUGAUUUUGAAACCUUUUCAUGCGAUGAACUUUUGAUUCAAUCCGCAUUGAAAUCAACGAGGACUCGUUCUAAACUCAAGAAUUUUCUGAAAGAAGAACAAGCGAGCUUUAAGUCCAGUCUUUCCAGCGCACCGGCGUAUGUUAGAAGACACAUGAUUUCUCUCAUCGAAUCUGAUGUGAAUGUCGAUGAAGAUCUUGUUAAAGUGACAUUUGAGGGAAAUAGAAUCGGGGCUAUCCGAAAGCUCGUCAAACUCUUAGCAAUGAACAAGGUUGCCUGGGCAGAAACGGUCGGAAAAUACGUACAACUUAUUCCUUCAAGACGAUUACGACUCGAGAUUUCAACGAUGUUCGACUGUCCGUUUUCCAUCAAAGUCGGAGAAAACGAUCAGAAAAGCUCAUCGAAUACCACGCUUCUUGUAGAAAGCAGAAAACGAAGGAAGCUAGCAAAUAUUUUUGAUGAUCUUUGCAAAACUGACUGUUUGGAUGAUGAAAUUUACGAUAACACAAUCAAGAAUCUUGAAGAAAUCUUUUCCAUGGUCGGGAUCGACAGCUUAAUCUCCUUUUCAUUCCUAUCGAACUGUCCUGACUCCGUCCUUGUUCGGAAGAUCCUAUCGAUUCUUUCCUAUACUCCCGGCAAAGAAGAGCUCUUCCGGAAGCCUCUUCUCGCUUCUGAAAUUGGCGAGCCAAACGAGUUGGAAGAUAAAGAAAUAAUCACCCAAUCAGUUCGGAAUUUUCGCGCGUUUGGCUAUGGAACUCGAACGUGCUUUCUCUCACUGUGGACUGGCUUGCAACAGGUGAUCAUGAGCAAGACUUCCAGCGAUUUGAACAUUGGAUCUGGUCGCGAAGAAGAGAUAGACUCGAUGGUUGAUGCUGUUAGAGGAUUAACAGUACUCACGAUGCUCGCAUUUCGCCAGUUUCAAAAUGGAAAGACAUUUGCGGGCUCACCUGCUGUCUCUCCCUUGAUAAACCACCCUCGAUGUCCUCUUCCUCGGGUUUUAGAUGCGCAAGCUGAAUCUGACCUAUCUUCGUCGUUACAAAACUCAUCCCCUUGGCUGUCUUCGAAUCCCGAGUCCCAGGGACCAUCGAUAGUUUCAGUUGGAGCUUCAUGCGCUCCAAAUCAUUUCAGGAAACAAGGAAUUUCGCCAAUGACAAGUGCAAGAAGCUCCUCGGCAGAAAUAGAGCUCGAGGCCUCGGAGAAAUCAGAUGAUUCCUGGACGCCAGAUUUGAAUUCUUCGACGCAGUUUCUUUUUGAUUUGUUUCUACGGUGGUUUCAUUUUGCUAUUCAUGAGAAUUCCGAAGCGCCUCAUCGACGAGUUCUAUUGGAAGCAGCGAGAGCAAUAAAUAUGAUCGUCAACGCCUAUCCAACCAGAGAGCACUUCAACGAAACUCUCAAAGCUGUAACUGGACUUGUUCAAACUUCAAAUCCAGAAAACGAAGAUCCUCUUCUUUGGGAAACGCUGUUGCCAUGCUUGACAAAGGCAGCAUCUGUCGCAGGCUACAACGAUGAGUUUUUGACAAAAACUCUUACGCCCCUUGUUUCUCGAGGCUUUUGUUCUAUUUCCUCCGAUUUAUCUGUCCGAAGCUCUGUACUGAAUUUGCUAGACAUGCCAAGAGGGCUCACUGUUUCUUACAGUAACUUCUUGACGCUGAUAGCAAAUAAGGUUCUCACUUCACUGAGCGCGCAUCCAUCAUUGAUGUCCUUGAAUCCUAUCGACUUGCAACUCAAGCUCUACGACUUCUCCAUCGCUCUUUUGAUAAUUGAGCGACACCCUGAUUUCGCAGACGAGGUCGAUUUUACAUCGAACAUCAUAUCAAUCAUCGCCAAGUCGGCUACACUGGGGCUUCCCUCGAAGCCGUCGAACCUCUUUUACUCGAUAGGAGCUGAUCUGAGCAUGGCGAACGACUCCUAUCUUGCUUCAACUGGCUCUACUCUUGCUACGAGUUCCCUUCUCUGCUAUUUCUCCUCAAAAAAGCGUUCCGCGUCGUUCAUCAAAAACAAGAACUCGAGCGAUAUCGGUAGCGACCCCGUAAUUUCCGUGAUCCUGAACUCCGCCGUCACCAAUCCAAAGAAACAUUCUUCGAAAAUGCUCGCUCUCUUGAAGCUCUUAUUCAGCGAAAUUUCAAUCAAUGAAAGGGUUUUAAAUAAGCUCUUUAUCGAACUGAUGAAUGCAAAAGAAGCGCUGGUUCCUUCAUAUUUAUUCUUUCUGAGCGACUGCUUCCGUAUUUUUCCUCAACGAGAUGAAAUCUUCAACUGGCUUUUGCUAGCUAUUCCAAAUAUCUGCCAAAAGUUCCGUGGCCAGUCCAAAAUCAUUAUCUGUUCCCUUAUCUCCGCAGUAGAAAACGACCGUGACUCCAUCCGCCAUUACAUACUGUAUCUUCCUGUACCAAGCACUUUUCCCGAAGAGCUUUUCCCCGCCGCAAUAUCGAGAUUGCGCGAAAAACUGGCGGAAGAAAAGGACCGCGCAAAACUGGACGAGACAAUUCUAGCAACUCAAUUUCUUCAAAAAGGAUAA